AUGGGCACGAUGGACGAACGUACGCCCCUCGUUCAGACAGUGCUGGUCACUCAGCCCAGGCGACGAUUCCCUCACUCUACGUUCCGACGUUUCUGCACGAUUGCCUUGUCCUCUUGCCUGGUGCUAGUGGUCAUCGGUUUCCUCAUACCUUGGUCGGUUGUACGACAGCACAAGCAUCAUCCUCAUCAUCGUCCGCAUGGCGGUAAACCUCCUGUCCCGCAGUCAUGGCCUCAAAGCACGGGUCUGAGCUUCUCCGAGCUUCAGGAGCUCAUUCUCAGUACACCUGAGCCGUCACAAGCUCGUAAAUGGAGCCAGUACUAUACUUCGGGGCCUCAUCUGGCUGGCAAAAACCUCAGUCAGGCGCUCUGGACACGGGAGAGGUGGGAAGAGAUGGGAGUCAAGGCAGAUAUCGCAACAUAUGAGACCUAUCUGACAUAUCCGGAAGAUCACAGAUUGGCCCUUUUGGACGGUGACAAGAUCAAGUAUGAAUGCUCUCUGAAAGAGGACAUCCUCAAAGAAGACCCAACUGCGCACCCGGACAUCCCAACUUUCCACGGAUACUCGGCGAGCGGCAAUGUCACGGCACAGUAUGUGUACGUCAACUUUGGCACAUUCCAAGAUUUUGAAGAUCUGGUAGAUGCUGGCAUUGACCUGAAGGGAAAGAUCGCACUCGCCAAGUACGGACGAGUAUUUCGUGGUCUCAAGGUCAAGCGAGCUCAAGAGCUCGGUAUGGUUGGAGUGGUCGUGUACGAUGAUCCUCAGUUGGACGGCAACAUGACCGAGGUCAAUGGCUACAAGCCUUACCCUGCUGGACCUGCAAGGAAUCCAAGCAGUGUCCAGAGAGGAAGUGUGCAAUUUCUAAGUGUGCUUCCAGGAGAUCCCACAACGCCAGGAUACCCUUCGAAACCAGGUGCUCCUCGAGUCGACCCUCACAACUCGACACCCAAGAUCCCCUCUCUCCCAAUAUCUUACGCCGAUGCCUUGCCCCUCCUCAAAGCUUUGAACGGGCAUGGUCCGAAUGCUACAGCUUUCAACAAGUACUGGCAGGGAGGCGGUCUUGUCCACAAAGGUGUUGAUUACAGCAUUGGUCCUUCCAAGCUCGAACUCAAUUUAUAUAAUCAGCAGGAGUACGUUGUCACCCCUUUGUGGAACGUCAUCGGCGUAGUCAAUGGCACGAUUCCCGAUGAGGUGGUCGUGGUUGGCAACCACCGUGAUGCGUGGAUUGCUGGUGGAGCUGGCGACCCCAAUUCUGGGUCUGCGGUUCUCAAUGAGGUAAUUCGCUCGGUCGGCACGGCCUUGUCUGCUGGCUGGAAGCCGCUGCGCACGAUUGUCUUUGCUAGCUGGGAUGGUGAGGAGUAUGGCCUUGUCGGAUCUACCGAGUGGGUUGAAGAGUACAUUCCCUGGCUCUCAGCAACCGCUGUCGCCUAUCUCAACGUCGAUGUCGGCGCUCGGGGUGACGCUUUCAAAGUUUCAGCUUCACCACUACUGAACAGUCUGAUCCACAAUGUCACUGGCUCCGUAUCCGCCCCUGGAAAGCAUUCGAAAACGGUCAAAGAUACCUGGGAUGGCUAUAUCAGUACGAUGGGCUCCGGAUCCGACUUCACCGCCUUCCAGGACUUUGCUGGUAUCGCGUCGAUGGAUUUCGGCUACGGUGCCGGCCCCAAUGAUCCAGUGUAUCAUUACCACUCCAACUACGAUAGCUUCGGAUGGAUGGAGAAGUUUGGUGACCCGGGCUGGUUGCAUCACACUACCAUGGCGCAGCUGCUCGGGCUUUUCACCAUCACACUCUCCGAAACUCCGAUCAUCGCCCUGAGUGCCACCGAAUAUGCCAACGCGCUGGCGAUAUACCUUGAUAGCGUCAAAGAGAAAGCUGAGGCGUCUACCACCGAAUUCAGCUUCAACGCUCUCGAUGUUGCAAUUCAUGAUUUCAAGGAUGCUGCGCGGACCUUCGACGAAUACACGGCUGAGCUUGCCACUCGCCUGACAGAUGAUAUGCCAUGGUGGAAGUGGUGGAAGAAAGUCAAGCUCUACUACGACGUGCGCAAGGCAAACUCCAAGUACAAGUUGCUUGAACGACAAUUUCUCUACCCGGAGGGACUUGAUGACCGUCCGUGGUUCAAACAUGUCAUUUUCGCCCCCGGCCGUUGGACAGGAUACGCUGGUGCUACCUUCCCGGGCCUUGUCGAAAGUUUCGAAGACAACAAUAUCAAAAAUGCACGGAAGUGGGCAAAGGUAAUCGAAAAGCUCAUCAUUUCAGCGAGAGCAAGUUUGGAAUAA
Cyphellophora europaea CBS 101466 is the source of this 2277-nucleotide messenger RNA. RefSeq lists its product as uncharacterized. Gene Ontology annotation, molecular function: carboxypeptidase activity. The record is from RefSeq and is a predicted model, not a curated record. Bases 1 to 2277 code for a protein of 758 amino acids. NCBI's taxonomy places the organism in Eukaryota, Fungi, Ascomycota, Eurotiomycetes, Chaetothyriales, Cyphellophoraceae. The transcript is spliced from 2 exons.